Messenger RNA from Entamoeba invadens IP1, 546 nucleotides. RefSeq lists its product as hypothetical. The record is from RefSeq and is a predicted model, not a curated record. The transcript has a single exon. NCBI's taxonomy places the organism in Eukaryota, Evosea, Mastigamoebida, Endamoebidae. The coding region runs from base 1 to 546 and encodes 181 amino acids.
AUGUGGACAGGAUUGCUUGUCAUAUUUAUUGUUACACAAACAAAAGGUCAAACAUUAUUAACUCCAGAGACCUAUAUAAAAGUAUCACAGAAAUACAAUCAAACACUCUCAUUUGUGAUUGACCCAUCACUUUUACUUCCAAACUCAAAAUACGAAAUUAAGACGCACUCGUUAGGCUCCGAACCAAACCUUUUUGGAGUCUCACUCUAUCAAGAAAAGCAUUACACGACAAAUCAAACAUUCUUGGACGAGUCUAACAUCCACUUCUCUACAAACGAAAAUGGCUGCGUUAAAGGAGUUGACAUGGACCACUGCGAAAAAUUCAAUUGCUUUGUCGCGCUCCUUUAUAUGGGUAGAACCGCUCAGGCAGAUGUCUUGAAUAAACCUAUCUCGUACUUCAUCUCACUUAAAAGAGGAAAAUUGGGUCUUCCUGGAGACGUCCCGGCACUCAUUGUGUUGGGAAUCUUCUGCCUUUUGAUUGCAGGGGCUCUGACACUUCUAAUAAAACGAUUCUUCGAAGGAAAAGACUCCACAAAAACAGAGUGA